CCAACGCAAUGAGGAAAGAAUGAAAGCAGGAUUCUUUUCGAUGGCUAUAUAAACAAGGCAUGGCCAUACCGUAGUUAUUCACUGAGCGCCUCGUCUUCAAAGGCUUAAGAUCUUUCGAAAAGUUGGUGAAUUUUUUUCAUCACCAUGAAAGCUUUGCUUUGCACCCUCUCUGCAUUCCUUGUGCUGACAGUAGUUGCUGCAAUUGAUCCUUGGCAUGGUGGAUACGAACACGAGGAGCCUAAAGUCAUAAAGGUUGUCAAGCCAGUGCAUCACGUCGUCAAAGUAGUCAAGCACUUGCCACCUCCAAUUCCCGUUAUAUCACAUGUGCAGCUUCAUCGUAAAACCAUAGUAGGCCAACCUCUUGUCUUCCAUCACAGUGAAUUUAUCCCAGUCCAUCACGGACAUGGCCAUGGCUAUGGAGGACAUGGUUAUGGAGGACACGGACAUGGUCAUCAUGUUCCUAUUUAUAAUUUCUACGGAGGCCAUCACGGUGGCUUGCAUGGAGGACAUCAUGGUGGAUUACACAUUGGUGGACAUCUUGGUGGAUUACGCAUUGGUGGACAUGGCAGCUUAGGAUUUCACUGACAACUCGAAAUGAAUUAGAACUUUACAGUCACAUGUAUUUAUUACUUGCCCGUCGAAAUAGCCAAUAUGUGUCCAGUUCAAUAUUAGGAGUACAUAACAGACUGUUUUCUUAAUUUUUAGAUUCAUGUGUAAAUAUGCACUAUUACAGAGUUUUCUGAGCAAGACUAUUCUGAAGGUAUUCAGACGUGAGUACAAAGAGCUUAUUGUACAGUUCGCUCCCCAUACUUUUCACAUUAUGUUAAAUAAAAAUUUCAUUUUUUUAAUUAA
Stegodyphus dumicola is the source of this 852-nucleotide messenger RNA. RefSeq lists its product as uncharacterized. Lineage: Eukaryota; Metazoa; Arthropoda; Arachnida; Araneae; Eresidae. The record is from RefSeq and is a predicted model, not a curated record.